Stereum hirsutum FP-91666 SS1 is the source of this 1667-nucleotide messenger RNA. RefSeq lists its product as uncharacterized. The record is from RefSeq and is a predicted model, not a curated record. Lineage: Eukaryota; Fungi; Basidiomycota; Agaricomycetes; Russulales; Stereaceae. Gene Ontology annotation, biological process: mycotoxin biosynthetic process. The transcript has 5 exons. The coding region runs from base 16 to 1497 and encodes 493 amino acids. Gene Ontology annotation, molecular function: acetyltransferase activity.
GACCACCCGACAGUCAUGGCAGCCCCUGCAUUCCCGCCCGUCGACUUCAGCCGUUACGUCUGGAGAACGUCUCCCGAAGACCCUAUGUAUUAUAUUCGCGAGGCAGCCGGUGGCGAAGUCAUCGAAGACGUCUGGAACCGGUUCAACCACGGAGAGCAGACUCUCUUCAUAGGCGUCGAUACCACCAUCGAUUCCUCCCCAUCCUCCUCUAAGCUCCUCGAUGCUUGCCGCAAUGCGUGGGUGGCGCUCCGGUUCACUAUCCCCACCAUCGCGGCCCAUACCGAACAAGAUGCGGUUGGGAACACCCUCAUCACCUAUCGCGUUGCCAAUGACUCCGCCGAGGCCUCUUCCUGGGCUGAGAGAACCGUUCGCCUUCAUGAGACCACCGACGACCUCGACGAGAUUCGGUACAAGAUCGGGAAGAUCCACAUCCCUGACGAGAACGGCGACCAGACCUUCUUGUACGUUGUUCCUCGCUCCAACUCGUCCGUCAGCUUCCUCCUCCAUACUGCGCACACCCCGUUCGAUGGUGCCGGCGCCAAAGCGCUCUUCUCUCGCUUCUUCCGGCUCUUAUCCACCGAACUCGACAAUUCCCUUGCGUCAAGCAACAAGGCGCUCGCCUGGGGCUCGGAAGGUGCGAAGCUCACACCCGUGGCCUCGGAGAUCCUGGGUCCGAAUGAGCAACGUGAGGGAGAAGGGUACCAGAAGACGUUGGGGAACGUCAUGUCUGACCUCGGCUCCGCGAUGCCGCGCCAAUACGGCUUCAAGAAGCGUAACAUUGGACCUGGCCCCACUCGUCGCGCUAGUACUAUUCUCACCGCUGACGAGUCUACCAAAUUCCGUGAGGUGGCGCGUUCGCUUGGAUUCACCGUUAACCAUCUUGCCCAUGCCGCUGUUGCUAUCGUCUGCGCUCACGACAACCCACCUUCCUCGUCCACGCCGGAAGACGCCACAUUCGUCUUCUAUGGCCUCGUCGACUCUCGUGACCGUCUCAACUCCGAGUACUCCGGAAAGGGCUCGUCCGCUUACACGGGGUACUGCCUAGGAAUGUCCGCCAUCCAGCUUCCCGUCUCCGUCGUCUCCUCUUCCGCCUCGGAAGGUGAAAAGGCACAGCUCCUCAAGGCCGCGGAAGUCAUCAAGCAGGAGUACGCCAGGCAGAAGGCGUAUCCAGCUCUGCUUGCAAUCGAAGCUCAGCAGGUCGAGAUGAUGCUCUCCGGGUUGAGAGCGGGUGGACCCCCACCGCCUCCGUGGAUGGGACCUUGGUUUGCGGGUGACGGAAUCGGAGAGACGUAUCUCGAGCCGACCUAUGGCUCUAACAUUCGCGUCGAUGAUUUCUUCACCUCGUUGAACAAGACUGAUCCUGGACCAUUUUUCCGCCUCUACUCCUGGGGUAAUCGCAUCACGCUCAGUGCGGAUUACAACGAGAAUGCAAUGCCGAGAGAUGUCGUGGAGGGCUUCAUUGAAAAGUGGGCCUCCUUGUUGCGUCUCACUCUUUAAGUCUACAGAAGUCCUGUUGGUUGCGGUCAUUGUGGUGUAUAUUGUUGUAAAGGCUGAGAAAAUGUUUCGUUUCCCUGUCGGACGUUACUGCUAGAGUGAUCUCCGUGUUGUAUGUACGAUAACCUUGUUCUUCACACCAAGAAUUCAUUCAUUCCCAUGUGGAAUAUUUU